Calypte anna (Anna's hummingbird) is the source of this 2247-nucleotide messenger RNA. RefSeq names its product ectonucleotide pyrophosphatase/phosphodiesterase 7 (gene ENPP7). NCBI's taxonomy places the organism in Eukaryota, Metazoa, Chordata, Aves, Apodiformes, Trochilidae. Bases 1 to 2247 code for a protein of 748 amino acids. The record is from RefSeq and is a predicted model, not a curated record. The transcript has 8 exons.
AUGGUCCUCUGCAAGCGAGGUCACUGCGGCGAGCAGGCGGGCUCAGCUGCCGUGGCAAGCACCAUGGUGAGCAUGAUGGAAGCUGUUUUCAAGGGAAACCAUCUUAAUUUUUAUCGAUCGUUGGUUGAGCUCUACUCCUGCCUGCGGGCUGGCAGCCGCCCUCACGCAUCCCACUCCGAACACCCAACAGCGGGGGCAGCACUGCUGGGGGUGCUCCGGCCCACGGGGGAGAGGGACUCCCGGCCACGGGGUCAGUGGUCCAAGGGGGGGUCCAGCUACCGAGACAGUGUUGCCGAGUGGUUCUUGGUCACGGGGUGGGUCCCUCCGGGCCGGACUGAGGAUGCCAAGCUCGUGCGGGCAGGCAGCGCAUCCCGCACCGAGGGCCCCCUUCCCCCCCCCCGCGGCCAUGGCCAGGGCCCUCUUCAUCCCCCUCCCGCCGCCCCCAUCCCGCUUCCCGCCGCGGGCAGCCGCUGCCACCUGCCGGUAGCCCGGCCCCGCCGGAGCGAGCAGCCGCAGCCCCCUGCCAGCCUCCCCCGGCUCCUCCGGUCGCCUCCCGCAAGAGGCAUCCCCCUGCAGCAGGUAUCCACCCGCAGCAAACUCCUCCUGGUGUCUUUCGAUGGCUUUCGAUGGAACUACGACCAGGACGUGGACACCCCCAACCUGGACACCAUGGCUGUGGAGGGGGUGAAGGCUCAGUACAUGACUCCCACCUUCAUCACCAUCACCAGCCCCUGCCACUUCACACUGCUGACCGGGCGAUACCUGGAGAACCAUGGGGUGAUUCACAACAUGUGGUUUGACACCAAGACAGGGGUAAAGCUGCCCUACUACAGCACGCAAGGUGUGGACAGCUGGUGGGACAAUGGCAGCCUGCCCAUCUGGAUCACUGCCCAGAGACAGGGCUUAAAGACAGGCUCGAUCCAUUUCCCUGGAGGAAGAGCAAAAUAUCAAGGGGAAGAAGUGAACAUGAAGCUGGUGGAGCCCCCCCUGUUCUACUACAGCAAUGAAACCAACUGGAGAGAGAGCAUUGACACCGUCAUGAAAUGGUUCACAGUGAACAACCUCGACUUCAUCGCUCUCUACUUCGGGGAGCCAGACUCAGCAGGACACAAGUUUGGCCCUGAAUCCAAGCAGAGGAAAAACAUGAUUAAGCAGGUGGACAGAACUGUGGGUUACUUGAGGCAGCAGAUCAGGGAAAGUGGCCUGCAAUCAAACCUCAACCUCAUCAUCACAUCUGACCACGGGAUGGAGACUGUCAUAAAGACCAACGAGAUUCACAUCAAAGAAGUGGAGAACUUCACAUUCAAAGACAUCGCAUUCGAACUCUUAGAUUAUGGACCAAAUGGUCUCCUGGUGCCAAAAGAAGGAAAAUUAGAGCAUGUGUAUUCAGUCCUGAAGAAUGCCCACCCAAACUUACACGUGUACAAGAAAGAAGAGUUCCCAAAGAGAUUCCACUAUGCCAACCAUUCCCGGAUCACCCCGCUCAUACUGUACAGCGAUCCAGGAUAUGUGAUCCAUGGGAGAUACAAGGUCCAGCUUAACAAAGGGGAACACGGCUUCGACAACGAGAACAUGAACAUGAAAACCAUCUUCCGUGCCGUGGGGCCAGCCUUCAAGCAGGGGCUGGUGGUCGAGCCCUUCGAAAGCAUCAAUGUCUACGCCCUCCUCUGCGAGCUGCUGGGCAUCAUCCCCGAGCCCCACGACGGCUCCCUGGAGGUCAUGAAGCCCAUGCUGCGUGAGUCUGCGGGCACCGGGAGAGGGCACCGGGAGCGGGCGCCGCCGGGUCUGCUCGAGAUUCCCGCGGGGACAGCGACAUCUGGUGGCAUCGGGGGCUCCCGCCACCUCCCGGGGGCUCCGUGUCACCGGCCCCGUCCGUGCCUCCAUCCCGGCCCCAUCGCAGCACGCUGCCGUUUGCUGUGCCCGCCCCCGCGGCCCCGGUUCAAGCGCUCCUCUCCCCGCUGCCAAGAAGCUGGAGGUGGUGCUGGGAAUUGCUCUGGUUCUGAGCUUCUGGGGAGGAAUCCACUAACCCCACCCCCCCGCCAGGACAGCAGCACUGUGCUUGUUUUACAGCCAGAAGCACCGGGCUUGGCUGGGGGCUGGUCUGUCCGAGCCCCGGUGGUCACACUGAGCUCGCAGCCCAUCACCGGGUGUCCCCUGUGGCCGGUACAGAGCAGGAUGCUUGUAGAGCUGGACCCAGCCUGGUUCCCAGACUACGUGGAGUUUCUAGUGAGCAACGUCCGGCUGUGA